Messenger RNA from Mauremys reevesii (Reeves's turtle), 949 nucleotides. RefSeq lists its product as uncharacterized. Bases 131 to 949 code for a protein of 272 amino acids. NCBI's taxonomy places the organism in Eukaryota, Metazoa, Chordata, Testudines, Geoemydidae. The transcript is spliced from 3 exons. The record is from RefSeq and is a predicted model, not a curated record.
CAAGCCUCCAGCUCGCGGUCUCUCACUGAGGACCAAGAGACAGUUGCUGUAGAGGACAUUCUGUGCGUGCGUUUGUCAUUCCCGUGUGGAUUUUUUUCAAAGACAUUGUCAUCUGUGUAGAAGUUCCAGGAUGGAGAGAAUAAGGAGGAUCCUGAGGAGGAAGGCUAGGCAGGUGGCUCCAAAGCCAGCAGUAACCAUCAGCCAGCCUUCCCAGGAGGAGAGCGGCCCCUCUGUCCCCGCGGGUGGGGAAGAGGCUCGUGGCCAGGGGGAAGAGAGGAGCUGCAUCGCCUGCUGCAGGAGGAGGAAGACAGCAGCUCCCCUAGCUGACCCUGAGGCACCUUCUGGGCCGAAAUGGAGGUGGCCCAGUGUUCAGCUAUGGAGGAGAGAGCCAGGAGAGGGCAGGAGCCGGAGAAGGCAGCUCUGGGGCUUCCUUCGCAGGAAGCCAAGGAGCCAGGAGCUGCGCCCCAGGGCCCAGCAGGAGCCGUCCACCACCAUGGUAACUGAAGGGCCCUGCGCCAGCCCGACCCUGGCCCCCGAGGAGCCUCCCGCCAGGCUCCCCCGAGGAGCCUCUCUGACCACCAAGGAGCCUCUGGCCAGCCCCACCCUGGCCACCAAGGAGCCUCCUGCCAGCCCCACCCUGGCCAUCGAGGAGCCUCCUGCCAGCCCAGAGCAGGAGUUGAGUGACUGCGGCGCGACAAACACCAGCAGCUCCGCGUACUCCUGCGGGGCCAGCAGCUCCUCCCUGGUGGCGGACAGGGCUGAACAGCUCCGCUUCCUCCACGCUGUGCCGCGUCUCUGCUUCUCGGCACAGAAGCAGGGGCGGGACACCCUGGAGCCCCCGGUCUCCAAAGCGGCCUUAGUGGAGAGCAUUGCGGUGAGUGGGACCCCGUGCUCGGCCCUGGGGCGAGGGAGCCAGACAUGGGAGGAAGCAUUAGUGGGGCCGGAGUAG